AUGCCGCCCCCAGACGACACCAACAACCCUCAGCCUCCUCAAAACAACUCACCAACCCCAUCUUCAUCGCCCACAUCCUCCCAAAACUCCGCCCUCAAAGGCGCCUCCCUCCUCAUCAUCCUCCAAGUCGCCUCCCGCCUCAUCACCUUCAUCGCCAACCAGCUCCUCCUGCGCUUCCUCACCGCGCCCCUCCUCGGCCUCUCCACACAGCUCGAAGUCUACUACCUCUCCAUCCUCUUCUUCGCCCGUGAGAGCCUGCGCGUUGCCAUCCAGCGCCAGGGCAUUGCCGGAGCAGCAGCAACAGGCACCAAGAAUGAUGCUGACGAUGGCUCUUCCGCUGCUGCUGUCGAAGGCCAGGCGGUGGUGAACCUGGGAUAUCUCGCCGUGGGACUGGGUGCCUUUGUCAGCAUUGCCCUGGGAUGGAUGUAUCUCGCUUCAGCUCCCGCCGCCACACUCGAGACUCCCUGGCUUGUCGAGUCCCUCUGGCUCUACGGCGCUGCCGCCAUGGUCGAGCUGCUGUCCGAGCCCUGCUUCGUCCUGAUGCAGACGCGUCUGCAGUUCGGCACUCGCGCGGCCGCCGAGUCCAUCGCCACGUUUCUUCGCUGCAUCGUCGUCUUUGGGUCUGCCGUCUGGGCCUCUCAGAAGGGCGUGGAUAUCGGCGUCCUCCCCUUUGCGCUCGGCCAGCUGUCAUACGGCAUCUCCCUUCUCCUGGUCUACUUCGCCUCCGCAUACCGUCUGGCGCUCACUACCGGAUUCUCGCUUCUGCCCAAACGGCUCGCCUCCAGCAAGGAAGUCGUCUUCGUGCUGUCGCACUUUUACAAGCCGACGGUGAGUCUUGCCGGAAGCAUGAUGGCCCAAAGCGUGGUCAAGCAUCUGCUCACCCAAGGCGAUACAUUCCUUAUUUCGCUCUUCUCUACGCCCCAAGUUCAGGGCGUGUAUGCUUUGGCGAACAACUACGGAAGCCUACUUGCCCGCCUUCUCUUCCAGCCCGUCGAGGAAAGCAGUCGCAGCUACUUUUCUCGUCUGUUCAUAGGACCGAUUGCAGCCCCGCCACUUCUGUCCAUCGUGGCAGGCAGGCGCUGGACCAGCUCAGGAGCCGGCCAAGUCCUGGGCACCUAUUGUUUCUAUAUUCCCUUCAUGGGACUUAACGGGAUCACUGAAGCCUUUGUUGCUUCUGUGGCCACAGAGGCUCAAGUUCACCGUCAAUCGUUCUGGAUGAGCAUCUUUUCAGCGGUCUUUGCUGCGUCUUCCUUCCUCUUCAUGAGCGUUCUCCAGCUCGGUGCUCAUGGCCUCGUCUACGCCAACACCAUCAACAUGCUAUGUCGAAUCAUCUGGAGUGGUGCUUUCAUUGUCAGAUACUUCAAGUCACUCGGCCUCGACUUUGAACCGGCAUCGCUAUUUCCCACAACCACAGUCGCCGUCUCACUAUCCACACUAGGACUCUUACGGUGGUUGAACAUUGAAGCUGAUGGCCCAGAUCGACCAUUCGCAACGCUCAUCAAGAUUGUUGGCUCUGCCAUUCCAUUGCUGAUGAUCAUGUAUGUAAAUGCAGAUCUACAUGCCGCGCCCUUUUUGGUAUCUCCUCGGGACAUACAGCCGACUAACAUGGUGCUGCAGUGUAUUUCUAGAGCGCAGGUUCCUGCUCGAAUGCUUCCAGUCUAUCCGAGGCCGCAAAGCAAGCAAACGCGAGUGAUAACAAGAGUAAGAAGAAAAACAGAACUUAACAGAACACUAAAAGAAACCCAUUUUCCCGUACACACGUACCGAACAGCCACCCAUGCCCUGAAAUUAGUCGAAAGUAAUCUUUGUUGACUUCUGGUUGGGGUCAACGUCCUUGAAGAAGCCGCCGUACAUGUCGUGCGUCUUCUUCUU
This is a messenger RNA of Trichoderma citrinoviride, 1872 nucleotides long. Its product is annotated as Rft-1-domain-containing protein. The transcript is spliced from 2 exons. Gene Ontology annotation, cellular component: endoplasmic reticulum membrane. Gene Ontology annotation, biological process: glycolipid translocation; dolichol-linked oligosaccharide biosynthetic process. NCBI's taxonomy places the organism in Eukaryota, Fungi, Ascomycota, Sordariomycetes, Hypocreales, Hypocreaceae. Bases 1 to 1812 code for a protein of 603 amino acids. The record is from RefSeq and is a predicted model, not a curated record.